AUGGCAGCCUUACGAGUCACAACUGCACAACUUUCACGCAAGGCACUGACUUCAUGCCGACCGCGCAUCUAUCUUGGGAUUCGCGCCGGCAUUCGCCCGACACUUGCGACCCGGCCCAAGUUACACGCAUACUCCACCGCGCCGGCCCAGAACCUUGCACCCAAGACCGAGCGUGGAGGAUCCAAGCUAUACAGAGAUGCGGAUGAAGCUGUUAAGGAUGUGAAGAGUGGCUCGACGAUCUUGAGUUCCGGGUUCGGACUCUGCGGUGUCGCGGAAACAUUGAUCAAUGCGAUGGGUCGACGCGGGAAAGAUCAAUUGCACUCCCUAACAGCAGUUUCGAAUAAUGCCGGUUCUGCAGGGAAAGGUGGAUUGUCGACGCUGUCGCAUAAUGGGCAGUUGGACCGGUUGAUUCUGUCAUAUCUGGGCAAUAACAAGGCCUUGGAGAAGAAAUAUUUGUCUGGGAAUAUUGCUAUUGAGCUUUGUCCCCAGGGCACUCUGGCUGAGAGGUUGAGGGCUGGUGGUGCGGGGAUUCCGGCGUUCUUUACCCCGACUGGAGUUCACACAUUCAUCCAGGAGGGAAAGAUUCCCAUUCGGAUGGAUGAGUCUGGCAAGGUCUUGGAGUCUGGCAAGCCGCGCGAGACCCGCGAGUUCAAUGGCAAACCGUAUCUGAUGGAGACUGCCUUGACUGGAGACGUGGCGAUCUUACGGGCGUGGAAGGCCGAUGAGGCUGGAAACUGUGUAUUCCGAUACACAACUAAGGCAUUCGGACCGAUCAUGGCCAAGGCUGCUACCCUGACUAUCGUGGAAGCCGAGAACAUCGUUCCUGUUGGGUCUAUUGAUCCCAAUGAUGUGGAUCUGCCUGGUAUCUUCGUGGACCGGAUUGUUCCCGCGACGGACGAAAAGCACAUUGAGAAUAAGAAGCUGCGCGAGAGUGAGGGUGCAGGUGAGGCGACGAAGGGCGAGGCUCAGAUCCAGAGAGAGCGCAUUGGUCGGCGAGCGGCGAAGGAGUUGAAGCAGGGAUACUAUGUGAACCUUGGUGUUGGUAUCCCUACACUGGCACCAUCCUUCUUGCCCGAGGAUGUCAAGGUUUGGGUUCAGUCUGAGAAUGGAAUUCUGGGAAUGGGCCCGUAUCCCACAGAGGAUGAAGUCGACCCAGAUAUCAUCAAUGCCGGCAAGGAGACCGUGACUUUGAUGCCCGGUGCCUCCACAUUCGACAGCACUGAGUCAUUCGGUAUGAUCCGCGGUGGCCAUGUGGAUGUGUCGAUUCUCGGCGCCUUGCAAGUGAGCGCCAACGGUGACCUGGCUAACUACAUGAUCCCCGGAAAGGUCUUCAAGGGUAUGGGCGGUGCCAUGGACUUGAUUUCCAACCCCGACAAGACCAAAAUUGUGGUGGCGACCAGCCAUGUCGCCAAGGAUGGAUCGCCCAAGAUCAUGCAGAGGUGCAGCCUUCCUCUGACAGGUGCUAAUGUCGUGAGCACAAUCAUCACCGAUCUGUGUGUCUUCCAGGUCAACCGAGCCACCGGCGAGCUCACCUUGACGGAACUCGCCACAGGCGUGGAAGUGGAAGACGUGCGCAGCAAGACAGACGCCAAGUUCACAAUCGCCGAGAACCUGGAACUCAUGGAGUAG
Penicillium atrosanguineum is the source of this 1629-nucleotide messenger RNA. RefSeq names its product 3-oxoacid CoA-transferase. Gene Ontology annotation, biological process: ketone body catabolic process. The coding region runs from base 1 to 1629 and encodes 542 amino acids. The record is from RefSeq and is a predicted model, not a curated record. Gene Ontology annotation, molecular function: succinyl-CoA:3-oxo-acid CoA-transferase activity. NCBI's taxonomy places the organism in Eukaryota, Fungi, Ascomycota, Eurotiomycetes, Eurotiales, Aspergillaceae. The transcript is spliced from 8 exons.